This is a messenger RNA of Caenorhabditis remanei, 2190 nucleotides long. RefSeq lists its product as uncharacterized. The coding region runs from base 1 to 2190 and encodes 729 amino acids. The record is from RefSeq and is a predicted model, not a curated record. The transcript has 7 exons. Lineage: Eukaryota; Metazoa; Nematoda; Chromadorea; Rhabditida; Rhabditidae.
AUGGCUGGAAUCUUCUCCGUGGUCAUCGCCGUCAAUAGAAUCUUCUGCAGUUUCCUAUUAUCCGUUUCUCCAGAUCGUGAGCUCACAACUCAAAACCUUAAACACCUGAAGAUGGUCUUGGAUACCACAUCCACAUCUUUCGACUCCUCAGAUGACUCUCUGAACGAGGAAUCUCUCAAUUCCCGAUACGCCAAGAAGCGUGAAGCAGCGAAACGCCGGAAACUCCAACUUCAACAGCGGAGACUCGCAAAGAAGAGGAAGAUUCCGAAUGCUGUGAGAAUCGGGGAGAUGACGUCGUCGUCUUCAGAAUUCGAAUCUCCAUCCGCGGAGCCAGGAGAAUCUUUGGUACACGAUCAUGUUGAAUUGAAGGAAACUUCUGAAACUUCUUCUGGGAAUCCAGAUUCAUCAGAAGUGGUCGAAUCCACCAAAGCGAUUACUGAGAGAAAAUCGAUAACCAGACGGUUAGGAAACAUUUUCAAUCGAGUGCAUUCUUUCAUUGGGAACUUGAAGAAGAAGACUCCAGAAUCUCAAAAAUCGGAUCCUGCAAUUUCAUUAGUAGAGAAGUCUGACUUCGAUGAGUGCAAGAGUCUCCAAGAAGCGGAUGAGCUCCAGGUAGUCAGAAGUCAAUCGACAGGACUUCAGGAGCUAUCAGAUGAACUGGAAAUUGGAGAGGAUAAUGGAAAUUUUGCAACGGAAAAUCUGGAAAAACUAGAAGAAAAAGUGACCGGGUUUUCAAAAAGCCUAGUUCCAGCGCCAGUAACUGAUGUGACUCCAAAAGGGACGUCUACCCAAGAAGUCAACGAAAAGAAACUGACAUUUCAAGAGUAUCUAGCAGGACUGAAUGGGAACGGAAACAAUAUGGAGACAAGGACAUUGGAUCUGGAGUUAGUGGGAGAUGAGCAGUUUGAAGAUGGUCAAGAUCAGAAUACUCCUAUAACCUCGGAACAUCUCCCUAGAGUCAGAACAUUCAAGGAAUUAAAUCAAGAGUUUCAAGAAACUGUGAGUAAAGCAAAGUUAGAGAUUUCAAUGGUUGAAGAGACGAUGAGAAGACGGAGAGAAGGCGUUGUGGAGGAGAAGCCAAUGGUCACGGAGGUUGAAGAAGACUCCAGAAUCUCCGAGGAAUCAUUUUGGAAGGUUAUGAGAGAAGCAGCAGAAGAAGGAUCAAUUUCAUUUCCCUUGUUUCAAGAAAUUAUGAAAAAACGAAGGGAAUCUGCUGAGAAGAUGACGACUUCAGAAUCAGAGCCUAAGGAAAAGAAAUAUGAAGAAGAAGUCAAAACGAAGAAGACUGAGAUUCUCGAUAUGACAGACUACAAGAAGAAGUUUCUGAAUGCAAGUAAACACUGUCGGGAAGCUCAAGAAGAGAUGAAGUUGGCAGUGAAUAAGGCGGAGAGAUUCGAGAAGAAAGCGAAGAGAACUGAUGAGUUGGAGAGGAAGAUGAAAGAGAUGGAGAAGGAAAUGCAGAGAAUGAAUAGAAAACUAGCCGCUCAAGCUCAACAAGCCGAGGAAAUCGAAAGGCUGAAGGCAAAGAUUUUAAAGAAGGAAACGGUGGAGAAGCAGUUGAGAGCUGAGAAGAAAGAACUUAUUCGAAAGAAUCAAGAACUCCAACUAGAAAUUUACAAGUCCAAGAAGACACCAUCCACCCCUGAGACCGCCGACGAUUUCCUGAAUCUCGAUGAGCUCCAGAAGAUGAAGGACGAUUUUCCGAGGGAAGAAAUUCUGAAUGAAAUGAAAGAAAUGGCUGAAAAAGUGCAAACGAUUUCUAAUAGCUCGGAGAACGUGAAGGUGGCAGAAUAUGAAUUGAUUCGAAUGGAGAAAACAAUAAAUAUUUAUUUGGACACUUUGGAGAUCAAUAUUCAGAAAAUCAAGAAAACCCACGACAACUCUGAGCUCUUCCCUCUCCCACGAGUCCCUUGCUUCUCUGAGAUGUUCCUGAGAAUCUACUUCGAUGAAAUUGACAAACUCCCCUCCGAUGCUCAAGGAAUUCCAGACACGGACUGUCUCAUCUGUCACGUCUUCCGGGAGUCAGAUGAGAAGACGAUCCAGUGUGCCACGUGUAAUAAGGUCUACCAUUUGGAUUGUGCUCAACAAUGGUUCAAGACGAAGAGGACAUGUCCACACUGCUGCGAAUGGUUCAAACCAACCAAGGAGUCAAUGGUUAAUAAUAAUAUUAAUAACUGUUGGAAAUUGUAA